Messenger RNA from Perkinsus marinus ATCC 50983, 855 nucleotides. RefSeq names its product apoptosis inhibitor, putative. Gene Ontology annotation, cellular component: membrane. Bases 1 to 855 code for a protein of 284 amino acids. The record is from RefSeq and is a predicted model, not a curated record. The transcript is spliced from 8 exons. NCBI's taxonomy places the organism in Eukaryota, Perkinsozoa, Perkinsida, Perkinsidae.
AUGGCUCUCUGUUUAGGCAUUUCGGGUAUCGAGAGCGAGGCCGAUAAGGAGGCUCAGAAGCGCAACGGGGCGAGGAGAUGCAAGAGAGGCGGGAUCGCUUUCACUAUGCAAAAUUUCGCCAACAUUUUCAAUACCGCGUCGAGGUUCAACCCGGCUGCGGUUCUCACCUUCAAGCCUUUGGACGCUCCAGCUAGGAGGCAUCUGCAGAAAAUAUACGGGAUUCUGACGAUCGGCGUGGCAUGCACAGCAGCUGGCUGUUGGUUUCACAUACAUGUUGCGCACAUAGGCUCCUUCAUCACCGCGAUCAUGUCCAUAGCUCUUCUGAUGGGGUCGAUGUACACCACUGAUCCCUACAACGACCGUAUCGACCCUAAGCGCUUGGCUAUGUUCGCAGGAUUCGCCUUCUUGAAAGGAACCUCUCUGGGACCUCUCAUUCACUAUUCGGUGAUGAUUGACCCAGACCUGCUUAUGACAGCCUUCUACGGCACACUGGCCAUCUUCGCCUGCCUUUCUGCGUGUGCCAUAUUCUCGCGUAGGCGAGAGUGGCUCUAUCUAGGCUCGAUUCUGAGCUCGGUGAUGCUGUACAUGGCCUUAGUCAACAUCGGGAAUAUCUUCUUCCGUUCGAACCUGGUAUUCAACUUGAACCUCUAUGGAAUGCUCUUGGUAUUCAUGGGUUACGUCCUGCUCGACACUCAAGUGGCCAUUGAGUCCUUCUACAGCGGCUACAGAGACCCUAUUAAGGCUGCAGGCGAACUCUACACCGACCUUGUUGCUAUUUUUAUUCGAAUUUUGGCCAUCCUGAUGAGGAACUCGGAGGGUCGUAGGAAGGAGGACGACAGACGCCGAAGACGCUAA